AUGCACAAGCGGGACCUUGUUGCUGGUCUUCCCAGGGUGCUCCCUCCCCUUCCCGACUCGCCUGCUCCUCCCUGUAUUCCCUGUGUCGAGGGACGGCAGCGCGCCGCUCCUCACUCCUCCUCCUUUCCCCCGACGACUGCCCCCUUGCAGACGCUCCACAUGGACGUGUGGGGCCCAGCUCGCGUCCGUGGUCAGGGUCAGGAGAGGUACUUCCUGAUUGUUGUUGACGACUUCUCGCGCUACACCACGGUCUUCCCCUUGCGCGCCAAGGGUGACGUCCCUGAUGUCUUGAUCCCUUGGAUCCGCAGAUCUCGUCUCCAGCUCCGUGAGCGUUUCCGCUCCGACUUCCCUGUCCUGCGUCUGCACUCUGACAGAGGUGGGGAGUUCUCCUCUGGCCUAUUGGAGGCCUUCUGUCAGCAGGAGGGCAUUGAGCAGUCGUACACGCUUCCGGACUCUCCACAGCAGAAUGGGGUUGCUGAGCGCCGCAUUGGUCUGGUCAUGGAGGUCGCUCGUACCUCCUUGAGCCAUGCGGCUGCCCCCCAUUUUCUGUGGCCGUUUGCAAUCCGAUACGCUGCGCAUCAGCUCAACCUCUGGCCCCGUGUCUCCUUGCCCGAGACUUCUCCGACACUGCGUUGGACGGGAGAGGCUGGCGAUGCGUCGCGUUUUCGGGUCUGGGGAUCCCGAGCUUUUGUCCGCGACACGUCCGCGGACAAGCUCUCCCGUCGCGCUGUCCCCUGCGUCUUCCUUGGCUUUGUCCCGGACGCCCCUGGUUGGCAGUUCUACCACCCCACCUCGCGGCGUGUCCUGGCCUCUCAGGACGUCACUUUUGACGAGUCCGUCCCCUACUACCGCCUCUUCCCCUACCGCACUGCCCCGCUCCCCCCCCCGCCUCUCUUCCUCGCUCCAGGUGCUGAGGUACCAGACCCCCUCCCCCCUCAGGGUGCCGCUCCCUCAGGUGUGUCCCAGGUAGACCCGGGUGAGCCUGUCGAGGUAGUGGUUGACUCUCGUCCUGCUCGGGGUGCUGAGCCUGGAGGUGCUGCGUCUGGGGGUGCUGAGCCUGGGGGUGCUGCGUCUGGGGGUGCUGAGCCUGGGAGUGCUGGGCCUGGAGGUGCUAAGCCUGGGGGUGCUGGUUCUGGGGGUGCUGCGUCUGGGGGUGCUGAGCCUGAGCGUGCUACACCUGGAGGAGCCCUCUCCUCCCAGCAGCUGCAGGAGAGGUACCUCGAGUACUGCCGCCUCCAGAGAGGUGCUGCUGGAGCUCGUCCCGGUACUUCCCCUCCUACCCAGGAGCUCCCCCCCAUUCAGCAAAACCGCGAGUGGUACACACGGCGCUGCAGUCUUCGGAGUGGUGCUCCUGGUGCUGCGGACCCUGGGGGUGGCGCUGCUGCUGGUGCUGAGGACCCGGACGUGGGAGCUGCUACUGGUGCUGCGGACCCGCCUGGUGGAGCUACUGCUGGUGCUGAGGACUCGGACGUUGGAGCUGCUGCUGGAGCUGAGGACCCGGGCGGUGGCACUGCUGCUGGUGCUGAGGACCCGGACGGUGGAGCUGCUGCUGGUACUGAGGACUCGGACGGUGGAGCUGCUGCUGGAGCUGAGGACCCGAGCGGUGGCGCUGCUGCUGCUGCUGAGGACCCGGGCGUUGGAGCUACUACUGGCCCUGAGGACCCGGCCGGUGGAGCUGCUGCUGGUGCUGUGGACCCGGCCGCUGGAGUCUCCUCUGCUUCUGGAGACGCUGCGCGGCCGCGACCGUACUUUGUACCGCUCCUUCAGCAGGUUCUUGGGCAGGCUCCUCCUCCUUGUCCUCCUCCCUCCGUAGAGUGUCCUCUGCCUGUCCAGCCGCAGUCACAGUUACCGCCUACCUCGCCUCUCCCUGCUCCCUCUCCUUACACUGGUCCCACAGGAGGUCUUACAAAGCGUCGUGAGCCUGAGUCUCGUCCUGCGUCGCCUGUUCGUCCUGCUCGCACUGGUAGUCGUGUCCGUCGUGAGCGUCCUCCUCCUGUCCCAGGCACUCACUACAUGACUCUGCGUCCCUCUACUGCUCCUCAGCGUAUCCCUCUACCGUCUCCUCCCGCGUCUUCUUUGCCUCACGUUCCGGACCCUGAGUCUGACCGGUACCGUGCUGAGCACCCUACUGUCACGCGUCUCCUCGCUACUGUUGUCACUGACCCUACCUUUGAGUCCUCGACUGCGUCUGCUCUGGUCGCUGAGUUGGUUGACUUUGCUGCUGCCUGUCGUCUAGACUACGCUGCUAGCCUUGUUGCUGAGUCUGAGUCUGAGUCUGUCUGUCCUCCGUCCGUCGGGGGUGAGUGUGCUCUUGGCACGGACGUCCUUGAGGACAGACAGGAGGAGUUCCAGUGUCUUGCUGCUGCUUUGCCCCGUCUCGUGUCCUUGCUAGUUGCCCCUGAGGGAGACCCGGAUGCACCAGACAUCCCGACCCCACGCACUUACGCUGAGGCGAUGGCGGGUCCCUACUCCUCUCAGUGGCAGACGGCCAUGGACGCCGAGAUGGCUUCCUGGAAGUCCACACGCACCUACGUCAACGAGGUUCCCCCUCCUGGGGCGAACAUCGUCAGUGGCAUGUGGAUUUUCAGGGUGAAGCGGCCGCCGGGUUCUCCGCCUGUCUUCAAGGCGCGUUACGUGGCUCGAGGCUUCAGUCAGCGAGAGGGAGUUGACUUCUUCCAGACCUUCUCCCCCACCCCGAAGAUGACCACUCUUCGGGUGCUGCUGCACAUAGCCGCUCACCGCGACUACGAGCUUCACUCACUUGACUUCAGCACUGCUUUCUUGCAGGGCAGCCUGCACGAGGAGAUCUGGCUGCGCCGCCCACCGGGCUUCACUGGGUCGUUUCCUCCUGGUACCCAGUGGAGGCUUCAGCGGCCGGUCUACGGUCUCCGCCAGGCUCCGCGUGAGUGGCACGACACAUUGAGGACUACACUUGCGGCUCUUGGGUUCGCGCCUUCUACAGCUGACCCGUCGCUGUUCCUGCGCACCGACACUUCGCUGCCGCCGUUCUACAUCCUCGUGUACGUCGACGACUUGGUCUUUGCCACUGCUGACACUGCAGGACUCGCCUACGUGAAGUCGGAGCUGCAGAGGAGACACACGUGCACAGACCUGGGUGAGCUGACAAGCUAUCUUGGCUUGCGGAUCACCCGGGACAGAGCACGGCGCACCAUCACCCUGACUCAGUCACACAUGGUGCAGCAGGUUCUCCAGCGCUUUGGCUUCACGUACUCCUCGCCUCAGUCCACUCCUCUGCCUACCGGUCACUCGCUCUCAGCUCUGCCUUCGGAUGAGUCCGUAGAGCCGAGUGGCCCGUAUCCAGAGCUUGUGGGCUGCCUCAUGUACCUGAUGACCUGCACUCGACCUGACCUUGCAUACCCUCUUAGCAUCCUUGCACGCUAUGUCGCUCCUGGCCGUCACAGGAAGGAGCACAUGGAUGCCGCUAAGAGGGUGUUGCGCUACUUGUGCAGUACGUCGGGCAUGGGGCUUGUGCUUGGAGGGCGAGACCGAGUUGUGCUCACAGGGCACUCAGACGCUUCUUGGGCAGACGACCAGGCCACUCAGCGGUCGUCUCAGGGUUACACCUUCAGCCUUGGCUCUGGCUCAGUUUCUUGGCGCUCUACACGCUCUUCUUCUGUUCUCGGCUCCAGUUGCGAGGCUGAGAUCUACGCUACAGCCAUGGCUGCCCAGGAGCUACGCUGGCUGACCUACCUGCUGACUGACCUCGGAGAGCCGCCUCGUUCUCCUCCAGUACUGUACGUCGACAACAAGGCUGCCAUUGCCUUGUGUGAGGAGCACAGACUGGAGCACAGAACGAAGCACAUCGCUCUGCGGUACUUCCUUGCUCGAGAGCUGCAGCAGCGCGGUCAGCUUUGUAUUCGCUACGUGGCCACUGAGGCCAACACUGCUGAUGUGUUCACCAAGGCGCUUCAGCCUCGUGACCAUCAGCGCUUCUGCACUCUGCUAGGCCUUGUGCCUACUGGACCUCACUUGCUUACCUCUUGA
Messenger RNA from Closterium sp. Yama58-4, 4005 nucleotides. The record is from the annotation of a GenBank genome assembly. Lineage: Eukaryota; Viridiplantae; Streptophyta; Zygnematophyceae; Desmidiales; Closteriaceae.